Molecule: messenger RNA, 3568 nt
Organism: Epinephelus lanceolatus (giant grouper)
Lineage: Eukaryota; Metazoa; Chordata; Actinopteri; Perciformes; Serranidae
Source: RefSeq, a predicted model, not a curated record
CAGCCUCUCUGGAGCCGGCGGGGACCGGUGUGUCUUGCUCAAGGACACAUCAGCAGCAGCAGCAGCAGGGUGUAGGACACGGGGUGGGAUCCUAGUUGAAGCUCAAACAUAUAAACCAGUGAAUGAAAGGGCACAUUUUGGGACUGGAAAUAAUGGAUGUGAUUAUAGAAAACUGAUUCCUCUGUGUGUGUGUGUGUGUGUGUGUGUGUGUGUGUGUUUGCAGAGGGUGUCGGCAGCGCCCCCUUGUGGUGCAACUCGCAUUUCCGUGACGUCAAUUCAGCACUGGGAAGGAGACAGCUCCCUCCCCCAAAAAACCCAGCGCGCCUCACGUUGCAUGGGUCCCCGGUUAUUGAUAACACAAUUUGCCCGAUGGGAUCCAUCCCGGUAACGUGAAAGUCGUGGAUCCAGCGGCUGGAGAGACCACAGAGAGCCAGGACCGAAGGAAGAAACAAACGAUCUGCUCAUUAUCGCCGACAAAUAGCAAGCCGAGCCCACCCCUUCACUUGACAACGCGACAUCAAGCAGGCAGAAAGGCGUACGUCUCAUCUCUCCACCCUCCAUCCACCCUGACCUGCUGUGUUGGGGAAACCCCUAAUGAGUGGGACCUGUAUCCAUGAGCCCCGUGCCCCUUCCCCCUCCCUGUCAGGCUUCAGCACCCCCAUCUCAGAGCCCCCCUAUCGAAGACUCGAUGGAGACACCCCUGCCUGCACCCCCGAAACGGACCUGACCCCCACACAGUGUGUCCUCCGUAACGUGCUGUCCAUCGACACCGGUGGACCGGGGGCGCCGGGCGGCAGCAGCCCCACUCCCAGUGAUGGACCCUCAGCCCACUUUGACAACAGCGUGCUAAAACUACAUGAACAUGAGGCCUGCCAGUGUGGCGGCGGGGCCGAGGCGGGGCACAGUCCAGAGGCUGGUGCCGUCAGGAGCCAGUCGGAGAACAUUCGGCUACAAUCAGGAAGUGGAGGUUUUUUGGAGGGACUGUUUGGCUGCCUAAAGCCAGUGUGGACCAUGAUUGGAAAGGCCUACUCCACUGAACACAAACAUAGCCAUGAAGGUCUGAGUUUAGAGUCCUGGGAGGUCCCUUUUGAGGAGAUCUCUGACCUGCAAUGGGUGGGCAGCGGGGCACAGGGGGCCGUCUUCCUCGGCAAGUUCCACGGAGAAGAUGUGGCUGUGAAGAAAGUCCGGGACAUCAAAGAGACCGAGAUCAAACACCUCCGCAAACUCAAGCACCCCAACAUCAUCACUUUCAAGGGCGUGUGCACCCAGGCUCCUUGUUACUGUAUCUUGAUGGAGUACUGUGCCCAAGGCCAGCUGUACGAGGUGCUGAGGGCGGGCCGUAAAAUCACCCCCUCCCUCCUGGUUGACUGGUCCAUGGGCAUUGCAGGUGGCAUGAACUACCUGCACCUCCACAAAAUCAUCCAUCGAGACCUCAAGUCCCCAAACAUGCUGAUUACACAUGAUGACCUGGUGAAGAUCUCAGACUUUGGCACUUCAAAGGAGCUCAGUGACAAGAGCACCAAGAUGUCAUUUGCCGGCACCGUAGCUUGGAUGGCUCCUGAAGUAAUUCGGAAUGAGCCAGUGUCGGAAAAGGUGGACAUCUGGUCCUUUGGAGUGGUGCUGUGGGAGAUGCUAACCGGAGAGAUCCCUUACAAAGACGUGGACUCGUCUGCCAUUAUCUGGGGUGUGGGAAACAACAGCCUCCAGCUGCCCGUACCUGAGAGCUGCCCGGACGGCUUCAAGAUCCUCCUCAGACAGUGCUGGAACUGUAAGCCCAGGAAUAGGCCCUCUUUCCGUCAGAUACUUCUUCAUCUGGAUAUAGCGUCAGCUGAUGUGCUGUCCACUCCGCAAGAGACGUACUUCAAGUCACAGGCUGAAUGGCGAGAAGAGGUGAAACAGCACUUUGAGAAGAUUAAAUCUGAGGGUACUUGUCUCCACCGGCUCGAUGAGGAACUGAUCAAUCGGCGCAGAGAGGAGCUCAGGCAUGCUUUGGACAUCCGUGAGCACUAUGAGAGGAAACUGGAGAGGGCAAACAACCUUUACAUGGAGCUCAGCGCUGUCAUGCUGCAGCUGGAGCUCAAAGAGAAAGAGCUGCAGAGGAGAGAGCAGUCUUUGGAUAAAAAGUAUCCAGGUUUGUUUAAGCAUCACAGCUCCAGGCAGAGCAGCUCCUCCAACUCCAUGGACAAACUCAUCAAGAAGAGAAAUGUCCCACAGAAACUCCCCUCGGGAAAGAGGCCAGACAUCCUCAAGUCUGAGGUAAUCAUUCCCAAAAUGGACUCCUCAGUGAUGCAAGUCACAAUCCCAGCCUGCCCCAACAGAAGCUCCACUUCUCCCAGCCGGUCUCGGAGGGUAAAGACCCGCCAUCGCAAGCCUGGGAAGGGCAGUAGUGGGGACCUGGCUGGACUUAAGGCGAAUCAAUCCUCCCCUAACAGGGACACAAAUGCCCAGGCUAACAGCUCCACCACUAACACCUCCAAGCAGCUCCUGGAGCCCUCUGCAGCCCUGCGAGGCCUCAGCCACGAGCAGCAGCAGAGGCAGCUAUCCUCCUCCAGCCCUGACCUCAUCUGCACUACGCUGGAGGCAGAGGGGCAGGGGAAAGGGGAGCCCUCUGUGGGCGGGCUGGAGAGAGGGGGGAGCCUCAGUGCCUCUGCAGGGUUAGGGGGAUCAGAGGCGGGGGCAGCUGGUCUAGAUGAUCUCACAGAAACCCCUCCGCGCAGUGACACGCCGAGUGAGGAUGCUGCAUCGUUCCCGUUCUCCAGCAGCCCAGACUCGCCAUGUGGGAGGGGGGCGGCAGCAGGGCGGGGGUCUCUUGGAUCGCCACGUCUGCCUCAUGAUGGGGAGGAUAAAGAGGAGGGAGCUGGAGCUGUCAGGUUGCCCCGUGGGGCAUCAGGGGGGAUUGGGAGUCAGCACCUCACUCCGUCAGCCAUUCUGUACAGGGCAGCCAUCACACGCAAACAGAGGCGUGGAGUGUCAUCAGAAGAGGAGGAGGGUGAAGUUGACAGUGAGGUUGAGUUACCACGGAGACGACGUCCGACGAGCAUCACCAAGUGCCAGUCGGUGUCCACCUUCAGCUCAGAGAACCUCUCGGUGUCGGACGGUGAGGAGGGCCACACUACUGACCACUCCCACAGCGGCACCCCCGACGUGGUCAGCACCAACACAGACGACAGGUUGGACGACCGCAGCGACGACCUCCUCUCUCAGGGGUCGGAGAUCCCAGCGGACAACACUGAUCCUGCUCAGGCUUCCGAUGGCCUGUCAGAGAGAGAUGGAGCACUGGGACAGGCCAAAGCUCAGCUGGACGCUGGGCAGAAUCCCAAUGAGAGUCGGGCCCUGUGCGAUGACUCCGACUGUGACAGUGCUGAACUGGAUCAGUCAGGAAGUGGAGAGCCCAGUCGUCCUCCCAGUGCUGGAGCGUGGGUGUCGCCAUCUCAACCCUAUCAGGGGUCUCCACAGGCACCCCACACGGGACCUCCAUAGAUCACUGGACGCUCGUAAAGCCCUCCAGCUACCAUCACAGGCGUACACCAAUCUGUCAGUGCAGUACAUUACUGUUGUCAUGAGGGAU